Molecule: messenger RNA, 6383 nt
Organism: Amoebophrya sp. A25
Lineage: Eukaryota; Dinophyceae; Syndiniales; Amoebophryaceae
Source: the annotation of a GenBank genome assembly
GAAGAUUCUUUAGAAGUAUCAUCAAUGAACACUCCAAACUCUUAGCUACCAGUAGUUUCAACAAGAAAAAUGAGUCGCAAUCGUGUGGAAAACGUAAAGGUCUUUUGUCGGAUCCGACCCCGACUCGGCAACGAACGGGACGAGGAACUCUAUACGCUAACGGGCACAACCAUCGAAAUUCCACAUGCGAGGAUCAAGGGAUUGGCCAAUGUGAGUGCAGCUGUGGGAAGUGGAGGUUCCUCUGCGUCGAACGAGGCUACCGCUGAACAUUCAGCUGAACAGCUACAGGACAAACCAUCUUGUUCAGGUGGAGAGUCUUCAUCUUCGACCUCCAGUGCAGCUAGUCAACACAACCAGCUCUCCCGUGCCUCACUCGUUGGUGAUUUCCAUACUGGCAAACUUUCCGCUGACGGCAAGUAUGCGUUUCACUAUGACGGCGUGCUUGGCGCAGACAAGACACAGGAAGAUGUGUGGAAAGCAUUGGGGAUGGAAAGCGUCAUUUCGCAACUACUGGACGGCUAUCACGCAACAAUAUUUGCAUACGGACAGACUGGGUUCUUCUAAUUCUCUUUUUAUCCUGUGCGCUAGCGCUUAGUGAGCUGGAACAGCGCUCAGUGUGGAACUAAAUACCAAUCUCUCUCUACUCUCGUUUGUUCAGAAAGCAGUCAGCGCUCAGUGUGGAACUACAAAUCUCUUUCUCGUUUGUUCAGAAAGCAGUACUAGUCCUCCGCACUCCUCUAUAUUAUAAGUAACUUAGCGUGUGGCCGUUUCCCAAUAGAUUCCGUUACAGCCUCCAGGUCCGGCAAAACCUACUCCAUGGAAGGAGUCACAUAUGGGAAUGGAGUGGAGCCGCAAUUUGAUGAGACACCGGAAGAAAACUUUGGUUUGAUUCCGCGAAUCGCACGUGCUCUAUUUUCGAAGACAACUAGGAACAAGAGUAAGAAUUGUGCUGGCCAAGGAGCAGGUACAGCAGGCGGGGAAGGUGGUUCUGAAGAACUCGUUUCGACAUCUGAAGGCGGCGGCGUUGCAGGAGCAGCGGACGCAACGAAGAACGAAAAAAACGACUCAACAUCGGAAGCCUCUCCAAGUGAAGAAGCUCUGGCUGAUAACAGCGAACAUCUUGAGGCUCCGGAAGAAUCAGAAUUCACAGUACGUUGUAGCUUCCUCCAGAUCUACAACGAAAAAAUCUACGACCUCCUCAAUACAGAAGUUUUUCUUCCUCCAGAGGAGCAGCUGCCUCAGCAAUCUCAACAAGGGAAAACAUUCACGACCGGGAAAGGCGCGGUUACAAGAACAGCUUUAGAUGACCUGUGUAGUGAAGAUGUAGUCGAAGAAGAGAUUGAAACAGAAGUUGUGCAGGAUGGCGCGAUAGAAGAUCAGAUUCAGAACAAGGAAGAAGAAAAACGAGGUGAAGAAGACACUUCAUCUCACUCUUCACCACAAGACCAACAUCUACAGCAAUCCAAAAAAGUCCUUCUGUCUAAAAGUCCAAGCAAAACUAGAACUACAUCAAAAACUACAUCUAGGACAACGUCGGCUUUUGAUUCAGACCAUCUUCUCCCUGAUACGUCGCUCAAACUCCGGCAAUAUGGAGAUGAAUUCUACGCAGAAGACCUUUUGGAGUUUGAAUGCCGUUCGCCAGACGACCUGUUGCACUAUUUUCGGUGUGGAGUCCAGAACAGGGUGAUUGCGCAAACUUCUAUGAAUCACUGUUCGAGUCGGUCACACGCGAUUUUCGAAAUUCAGGUCGAAUCACGCACAUUAGGAAGUAGAGCGAAAUUGCAGUUGGUACUACAACUUGCUUAAUAGAUAGUCCGACCACCCUUUGAGUUUGACUUUGGAAGUUUGAUCGAAGGAGAAAGAUGCGGAACGAGGAACUAUGACAACAACAACCACUACAUCAGAAGAUGUAAGAACUUGCUUAUACUAGUUGAUGUGAUCAUAAGUUGCAAGAAUCGCGGUUUUGUUGAUGAACUCCACUCUCCUCAUCUUCGUCACUCUACUCUUCGUCAAGAAGGUCGAUCUUGCUGGUUCCGAGCGACCCUUCGCGAAGGAAGCUAUCCACGAUCAGGAGAACAAGAGCCGGAAACGACUCCAGGAGACAGUCCAAAUUAACACUUCGCUCUUCAUACUGCGCAAAGUAAUCACGGCACUUGCUUCUGGAGCUGCACUGGAUCGAAGACACAUUCCGUUUCGAGAAAGUACAGACUUAUCGUCCGAAGCUUCAGGGGCUUGCUGCACAUUAGACCAUGAAGCUUAAUUGAUUUCAAACAUCAGUAGUCCUCUCCAAUAUGAUCAAGAUCAAGUUUUAUGGUACCACAUAGUCUAACUCUAACAAGUCCUCUAUUCCCUCUACCUCUACGUCUACUUUCAGGUAAGCUCACCUGUUUGCUCCAGCAUGCGAUUAUCCAGGGCAACAGCAAUACCAUGAUGCUCGCUUGCCUCAGUCCCGCUGCUGAGUUUCUUUCCGAGUCUUUGUCUACACUGCACUAUGCCUCACUCUGUUCGCGACUCAAAACGUAUCCCUGUCGCAAUGUGGAUCCGAACCUGGUGAUGAUCGACAGUCUGCGAAAACUGCUUUACAAAGCUCACGACUACAUCCGUGCCAAAGAAGGGACAGUGCCGGAAGAACUUUUGUCGCUGACGGCUCAAGAUGCCUCUUCUAUCGAUGCUGAAAGCAUUGAUGCUAUGCAAAGAACGUUGAAAGGACUAGACUUUGAAGCGACCACGUCGGCGCGAAGUCAUGAUGUAAUUGGAGUAGGAGGUAGCACGUUAAAGAGGAUGCGCCGUGGGAUGAAAUACGGAGCAGGAGGAGGCCCUUCUACCUCAUUAUUAUCUCAACAGCAACUAAUGCGCGGCUAUGCUUCAUCAUACCACGGUCAACAUCUCCUGAAUGGAGGCGAAGGAGCACCGAUGGGCUACAAUAGUAGUUUCCAUCGCAUGUUUAAGAAUCACCACAGCAUGUUUUUCUACGGGGAGAACGGAGACCCAAGUAGAGGCGGGGGUGUGCCUGGAGAACCAGGCUAUUUUCGUCAGAAACUGAUGAAUCGAGUAGCGCAAGCCUAUCACGGAAGUGGAGCUGGAGAGGCAGGGAAUGGACAGAAUGGUAUGAUGUUGAUAUUACACACAUUUUCGAACAAGAAAGGAAUAGAAGUUACCUUUUGCUCAUCCUCAUCUACGCUAUCUCACUUCCUUCAAAGUCCUCAUUUACUGUGACGAUCAACAAAUCUUCAUGUGUCAUCUCUUCUCUACUCACUCAUCUACCACCAGCAACAGGUUCCUCAACAUCGUCCAACAACGGCGUCAGCGUCCGACGUUUAGCUCGAUGGUUUCAUCAGCAAGACGACGUGUUUUAUGGGAUCAAGAAACCCUCGCCGGAUCUCUUAGAGCAUGCGGUUGCAAAGCAUAUGGAGAAGUUACCUGGUGGUCGAGGUGGUGGAGGAGAUAGUGUUGAUAGACAACUUCAUUACGACUUCGAAAAUGGAAAGGGUGACUUUGACGAUGUUGAAGGAGAUGCAGUGGAGUCUGAGGAUGAGUUUGAGGAUGUUGACGAUGUUGAACUAGAUGACGAACUCGAAGAUGGCGUAGUCGAAGAUCUAGCCGCUUCUACAACGGGAAAAAGCAACAAGUCCUCGUCUCGAAGAAAGAACAGACGACGGAGCGGCGGUUCUCCGGCUUUUACGCCCGGCAGUUUGCUUCCAACAGUGAUGUCGCCAGUCAUUGAGGGAGAUGAAGAGGAAGACGACGAUGAUGCCGCGGGGACGAGUGUGGAACAAGAGUCUUCGUCUAGGUCUAAUUACAUUUUCGGCGCAACUAGUCGAGGCGGCGCAUCUACUUCAGGAUCCUCCUCUAACACUUCAAGUAGUACAACUACAAAGGCAGCACAUCCAACUCCAAGUAGGGAGAGGAGUCAAACAAAGAGCAAAACCUCUUCAACGAGAGCAAAUAUGGCUUCAGAAUUUGAGCUUUAUGGACGACCUAUGUCGCGAACGCCCCCUGUGACUCCUCCCGUGACGCCUCCAGUUCACUCAACGAGACGAGGCACUACUCCGCGGCGAAGAAAAUUGAAUGGAGGUGGUGGUGGUACAGGUGUUAGUAGCGGACAACCAGCCGCGGGUACUAGCAGUGCCAUUUCAUCUUCCACAACCACCUCUUCCAUGACAGGGCGUCUGAAAGUUGCUACUGCUACCUACAGUGCAGGUGCAGCUAAAAUGGAGACCACCAACAAGACCACAACUUCUGCUAGUGCUAGAGGGCUGCCUCCACACAACUACCUGGCGAAGAGAACAUCGACUGAAUCUUCUAGUACGAUCGCAAAUACUAGUAGAACUAACAAGGCGUCCUCCAACAAGCAUGUAACAAUCGACGGCGAAGCCUGUCUGAUUGACCAAGAACAAGAUGGAGAUUAAGGGUCGGAGGUUGACAUCCCUUCUAUGCGUAUCUCUAUGGCUUCUUCAAGUAGGAAAGCCAUAUUGAAUAUGCGAGCUAGAGAAGAUGCCAACUGCUCUCAACCUCUAAGGAGAUGACUACAACCACAAUUCUUCCAUGAGUAAGAAUGACAAAGAGAUGUCGGAUUUCCUAGAUGGUUUCCUUGCCGCGGAAGACGAUGAAGAGUUUCUGAACACGCGACUCGACGAGUACUUAGCAGACGUGCGAUUGGGCAGCGACGCGCAAGCAAUAAAAAAGAAGUCCUUUUUGGAUGAGGAUAUUGAUGUUAAGGAGAGGUUCUCGAGUAGGCUUUAGGGUUGGGUUUAGGGUUUAGGGUUGGGCCUAGGGUUUAGGGUUGCUCAGUCAUAGGAGAGGUGUAUGCUCAGUCAUAGGAGAGGUGUAUGAUGAAGCAGUUGUUCUUUCCCUGGUUUUUUUUCGUGAUCUAUCAGCCUUCUAGAGUGAAUGGCUAGGGCUGCUCGAUCGAGCCAUAAAUUUAGUUACCCCGGCCGCAUCCCUGGAGCACUCUAAGAGACAAGCCCAUGCACUUAGUCUGCGAAGGGAAAUUGAAGGUAUCGGCGGUGAUGCCGGAGCCGAUAUUCAUGGUUUCGAUGAUGGGAUCAACAAGGGCACGGACAGCCUGAACAAUUCCAGGAAUAAACGGACAGCAACAAAUCAACUACAACAACCCCACGCUUUUCCCAGACGAACAAGAGGCUCGUCUGGUGGUCCAGUGCGCUCUCUCAAGGAGGAAAACGAGCGAUUGUCGGAGACUGUAAAGAGAUUGCAGGAAUCUGAGCAGACACUGGCAGAACGCGUAGAAGUGGCUGAAACGAUCGCGGCGAAUACGAUGAUGGGAGAAGAAUCGAAGGGAGCGGUAUACCAUUACGAUAUUGCAUGCUUACAAUCAGCGUUUCUAGAAAUAUUGUCUUGUUUGUUUUCAUCUUUUGUAAUUCUACAGCAUGGGAACGAAUGUUGCAGCUUAUUUCUACAGCAGCCAUUUUCCAUUAGCACGAUCUCUAUCUCUCGACCCAAGGUAAAAAGCGUUUUGGACCAAUGGGCGCACAACAAGAAAGACGAAGCAAUGGCCUUGAAAAAGGAAGUGAGCGAUUUGAAGAAGAAAAAGCAUCUUAUGCUUGCCAUGAUGGGCAAGGGAAUCGGGUUAGGGCAUGCUGGAGGGGAAAACGCUCAGGACGCUGUUAUGGCAGCAUGAUGAACUAAAUACGAUUCUGAUUGCACGAACCUAUGAAAGUGUUGACAUGAUCGCGCUAUUUGAUGUUGACACAUUCAAAAAAAGAUGCAAGAAAUUAUUGAAACUUUUUUUGUACAGAGGCUGGCCCGAAGCAACAUAAUGAUCUUGUCAUAGUGAUGAACAGCAACAGCACGACACAAAGGCAGGAAAAUCCAGAUAUAGAAGAUACUGCACGUGAGAACUUGCUACGUAGAAUACAAGGCAAUUUAAGCAUAGUCUUCAAUGAAAAUGAAACAACCUUUUUUGAUGGAUUUUCUUGCCAAAACAACUUUUUUUUUAAAUGUGUGUCUGAGAUAAAACAAAAUGGUAUAACAAGCAGUAGACGUCAGAGUUUCUACUACACAACAAUAACAACUAUGAAUCUUAAUUCCAUCUUCUAAUAUGUUGUGAAAGAUUGCAAGUAUGAAGAUUUCUUAGGCAGCUUAAUCUUCUCAUUCAGUAAACUUCUCAUUCAGUAUAAUUGCAAACACUGGAGGUAGUAUCUCCCAUUGUGCAACUUACCACAAGCCUAGAUAAAUACGAAGAAACGUUUCUUUCAAAUGAAUUUACGAUUUGUAUUGUAAUGUAGUUAGAACGCAUGCAAGUACGAUUAGUAUCCCUAUUUUCCAGAACUAUUUCUAUCAAUCAACAUCGUCACAAACACAAGAAUUAUUCGUAGUUUCAUAAAAAGAGCAACUGCAACAGCAUGGUUUGCACUAUCGCAGCG